AUGGAUAAGAGUCACGCGUCUUCAGGGAAAGUCGAUACCAUGUUCGAAUUACUGAAAUUCACGGUCUUCAUUGACUCCCAUUUUGAAGAGGACACUUUGGGCUAUCUACUGAAGCAAAAAUAUCGCUAUAUAUGUAUACGUAAACAGCUUGCACCACGUUUUCGUUUAAUUCGUCAAUGCAACGAAUGUGAUUUUUCUACAUCAAAUAUAAAUGAAUUUAAAAAUCAUAUGAAUAUUGAACAUUCGAUCGAAAAAGUAUUUCCAUGUGAUUCAUGUCGUCAUUAUUGUGUUUCUCUUCAUGAUUUUCAUUUACAUGCAAAAUCUCAUGAAAUCAAACCUGUAAUAUCAACAAAUUCACCUCUUAUCAUUCAAUCAUCUUCAUCGAUAACAACACCAAAAACAAUGACAAAUUUUUCGAAAUCAAUUUUAAAUUCUGAAGAAGAAAUUACUGAUCAAGAACAACCAACAAAUUAUGUUAUGGAUUCUUCAUUCUACAAUCAUCAGCAUAAUAAUAAUAGUAAUAAUAAUAUUGAACAUGAAACAUCAAUGUACGAUAAUGAAGGAUGUUAUGAUGAAGAAAGUUCAGACGAUGAACAAGGCGAAGAUACACAGAAUCGUUCGUCAACGUAUAAAAAACUUAAUCUAUCUGUUACAUCGUCUCAUUCACAAUGCGAUGAAAAUAAUUUAUAUUCUAUCUCGACAACAACAACACAACAUUCAACUAAUCCAGAUAAUGAUGGACGAUCACCGUCAAAACGAGCAAAUACAACAACUAGUAAUGAUAGGAAACGACCAUACAACGUUUCGGUAGAUCCAGCAAGAUAUCGUCGUGUACCCGACCCAGACGAUGCAAAUUCAGUAAAAUUUGCCUGCUCUUUAUGUGGAAACUUGUACAAGUGGCGUAAAAGUCUCAAUAAACAUUGGAAAGAAAAACACUUUAGUGAAUCUCCACCACCGUUAGACGCUCCUGUUCAUAUUCGACCAACAAAAACUGUAACAACAGCAACUACAACACCACCAUCAUCAUCUUCUUCUUCUUCACCAUAUAACAAAUCACUACAAGGUCGAUCUCGUCCUUCACUUGAUAUCAAUUUUCCGCCAAGUUCGGAAAAACUAUCAGCAUUAAGUAAUAUGUUAUCUCAGCCAUCAAAAACAUUAGGUCUACUAGGUGCACCACAAUCAAUAUCGGGUCAGUCCUCGGUACAACCUCAUCAUCCAGCGUUUCCAUUUCAUCCAUUUCAUCAGUGGUUGAAUCCAGCAUGGAAACCAAUUUUAGCUACUGCACAUCAAAAUCGAUUUCUCUCUCCACAAUCUCUACCACAAAUACCAUUACCAUCCGAUUUAAGUCAAUUUCAUCAAAGAAAUAUAUCGUCGGUUCAGCAACAACAAAAGCAAAAUAUUUAUAUGCCACCAUCAAAUAAAUUAAUAUUACCUCCAUCUGAAUUUAGUCCAAGUUCUGAUUUUGCCACAUUGCGAAAACACAACGAAAGAAAGCAAGAGUAUGAAAAUGAUACUAAAUCAUUUAAAGGUUCGAACGACAAUGAACCACAAAAAAAUGAAUUCGAUGGAUCAACAGGACCAUUAGAUUUAACAGUCAAAACAGAAAAAUACGAUCGUGUCGAUAAUAAGCCAAUCAUGGCCAAUAUAUCUAGUCGACAUUCAUCAAACGAGCCAGAUAAAGCAAUAAAAAAAGACAAACAUCGAAUAAAGUCUAAAAAACAUCAUUCAAGAGCGAUUAAUACUAUUAAAAUAGAAGAUAAUGAACGUAAUAGCUCAUUUGAGCAACAUAAACAUCAUCAAUAUUCUCCGGGCAAACAACAACAUCAGUCAGGCUCUCGAUCAUCAUCAACUGAACAACUGCCAGAAGAACAAGAGGACGAUCAUCAACAACAUACACCCAUAACAGAUAUUAGUGUCAGCGACCAUAGUCGUGAAAGUUUCUACGAUCAUCCAUCGCGUUCACAGUUGAAAACAACGUCAUCAAAUCGUUCGAGUAAAGCUGCUGCCAGUACGACUGAUAUUUCGGCAUUAUCACAACAACGUCAUUUUAAUCAGCACCACCAAAAUGAUCGGAGUCAGAGCCCACAACCAAUUGACAGUCAACAAUCAUCCUCUCGCUUAAGUAGCGCUAAUAGUAAUAGUCAGACAGAUCCAACUAGUCCAUCGCAAUCAUUAUCACAUAUACCAAGUAUAGCAAAUCCAUAUGGACAAAAAAUAUUUAUUUGUUCUGUGUGUGAACAACACUUUUUGUCUGUUGAAACAAUAAAUGAUCAUUUCACACAAAAUCAUUUACCUGAAUUAGAACGAGAAAUAUCGGGCAAAUCACCACCACGUAAUACAAAUGUUGCUCAACAAAAUGAGGAAUGGAAUUUAAGUGAUCCGACAAAUCCAUUAAAAUGUAUUCAAUGUGAUUUUGUUGGACGUUGGCCAACAGAACUACAAAAACAUGCUGCAUCUCAUUCAAGUUCUCGUCCAUUCAAAUGUCUAAUAUGUUCAUUAACAUACAAAUGGCGUUGGGAUUUAGCAAAACAUUUUGAUCGUGCCCACCCAAAACUAGUAAAUCCAUACAAAAAACGAGAUCGUGAUCAAGCUCGAUCAUUAAUGGAACAGACAAAGAAAGGUGACGACAGAAAUAGACGAUCGACUGGGACUUCUUCAUCACCGUCAUCAACUACAUCGUCAAAGAAAUCAAUCUCAUCUCGAAAAUUGAUUCCUGCACCAAUAGUCAAACAGAGAAGAUCGACUAGCUCACAAUUAAACGAUAACGAACAGUUAUUUGAAGAUUUAGUCGAUAAAACAGAAAUUAGUAUUACUGAUUCUGAUAAUGAAGUAGAACAAGAAGACAGGAAGACAAAAUCAGAUGAUCUCGAUUUAGAAAAAGAAAAUGAUGAUGACGAUGAAGAUUCUCUUGCGUCACCACCUACUAAAAGAAUAAAAAAUAAAUCAAAUUCUGACAAUCAUGUGACUCGCUCAGUAUCGCCUCCAGUGAUGAUUGAUCAACCACUUCCGCCUUCAUCUUUACAUCCAUCGUUUCCCUACAUGCCGAUGACAUCAGCUUCUCAUCCAAUUUAUUUUCCUCCGCCAUUUUAUACGGGCUUUCCACAUUCAAUAUUCCCGUCAAUACCAUUUAUGAAUCCUUCAUUACUUUUACAAUCACGUGAAUUACAAAAAUUACACAAUAUGCCAAAUUUUCCAACGUCUUCGUUAACGUCGAGCAGUCUUUCAACAUCAAAUGAAAAUCCACCUGUAUCACCUAGUUCUGCAUCUCCAUCGAAUUUAUCAAAGAAUCGUUCUUCAAUUUCUAAUGCUGCUCCAUUUCAACUGUUUUCACAAAAUCAACGCCAACAAUCACCGUUAUCCAGUUCUUCGCCAACACCAUCAUCGAAUGCUACAACACCACGUUCCGAAAAUAAUUCAAAUUCGAAUGUAACAGCUCAACAACAUGCUGACAAUCAAUUUAUCCUUAAUCAAGCUAAACACCACCGUUUUGCCAUAGCAGCAAUGCAGGCAGCGGCAGCAGCCGCCGCACAUCAACAGCAACAACAACAACCACAAACGAAUGGUAGUAACGGCCAAGUGUCAGCCAUCAGUGGAAAUUUAACUCAAUUUCGUCAACGCAAAGUUGAAAAAGAGGAUAGAAAUUUUCAAUGUAGAUGGUGUGAUUACAGAGGACGUUGGAGAAGUGAAUUAAUUCAACAUAUGCGAUGCCAUCAUGCUCAACUCAAACCAUAUCAUUGUUCUGCCUGUCCUUAUGCAUCGAAUUGGAAAUGGGACGUUCAAAAACAUGUCAAAAAACAGCAUUCACAAGAUCCAGCAAAAAUUAUUGAAAUUCCCGAUAAAUUUUUAUUUCGAACAACAGGAACAGAUUUAAAACAAAGUUUUAAUCCUAAAAAUGUGACAGACGAGAAAGAUCAACAAUCAAAAAAUGAUGAAGAAGUUGAUUGCAGUUAUUUUGGUGUAGAUGUUCAACAAAAACUAACAACAAUGAAAUACACUGCAGAUCGACAACUAAGUUGUCAACAGUGCCCAUUUGCAGCAAAUAGUAUGGCUGAAUUACGUCGGCAUUUAAUUGUCCAUUCGUCUGAACAACCGUAUCAUUGUUUUAAUUGUGACUAUCGAUCAAAAUGGAAAUGUGAUGUUAAAAAACAUAUGAGAGUUUGUGGACAUCAUGGACCAGUAUUAGUUGGUAGAAAAGCCAUGCAAAAAGUAAUGGAAAGUUUAGGACUCGUAAUUGGAAAUACAGAUAAACAACAGCAAGCUGCUGCGGCUGCAGCCGCUGCUGUUAUGAUGCAAAUGACAAAAUUGAAUGAACAACUUCAACAUCACGAUCUAAAUGAACAAGAAGAUAAUUUGGAAUAUACAGCAAGUGAAGAUGAAGAAGACGAUGAUUUAGUAACUGGCGAUCAUUCGAAACGAGAAUGGGAUGAAACGGACACUAAUAAUGUUUCACCACCGUCCAUCGCCACUGAUAACUCUCGAACAAUAAAUGAAGAUCGAGAUGAAUCAACUGCAGCAGCAGCCAUCAGUGUAAAUAGUCAAAAAAAAAAGCACAUGAAGUUCCCAUCAUCUACUUCACAAACAAUUUCGAAUAGUAAUUUACGUUGUCGACAAUGUGAUCAUGAAGCGAAUGAUCUAAGCGACUUAUUAGUUCAUCGAAAAGCUCAUGCAUGUACGAAAAAUGGAACAAAAACAAAUACCGCAGUUAAUGUAUCAUCACAUUAUCAUAAUGCAGAUACGAUUAAUUCGUCCAAAACAAGUUUAUCAAACGAUAAUAGUCACAUAAACAAUGAUAUUUCACAUGAACAAAGUGACAUGGAAGAGGAAAAUUCUAAUUUAUCGGAUGAAAGCGAGAAUGAUAAUACUCAACUAGUUGAACAGACUACUGAUAAUGUCCAUCAAUCAUCUCAAUUUAAACUUAACUAUCAUAUGUUUACUGGAGAAUUAUUAUGGCUUGAAAAUAAUCCAACUGUGAAGGCAAUGACAAAGAUUCAUCAUGAUAACUAUUCAAUUGAAUAUAAUUGUAAAAAAUGUGAUUUUCGUCUUAUAAACGAUCGUGAUUUAUUUCUAAAACAUCUUGAUGGUCAUGAAAAUAAGGAUGCAUUUGUUUAUGAUCUUAGCAAUUUUUCUCAUUCGGAUAUUAGCAAACUAAAAUAUCAAUUAAAUACUCAUAA
This is a messenger RNA of Didymodactylos carnosus, 5171 nucleotides long. The record is from the annotation of a GenBank genome assembly. Lineage: Eukaryota; Metazoa; Rotifera; Eurotatoria; Philodinida; Philodinidae.